Molecule: messenger RNA, 2140 nt
Organism: Syngnathus acus (greater pipefish)
Lineage: Eukaryota; Metazoa; Chordata; Actinopteri; Syngnathiformes; Syngnathidae
Exons: 2
Coding region: 33-1844 (603 amino acids)
Biological process (GO): DNA integration
Molecular function (GO): nucleic acid binding
Source: RefSeq, a predicted model, not a curated record
GGGACACUCCACUCCCUGACGAAAAGGCGAGCAUGUGGGAAACAUGGGAAUCAUCACUCAAAGAGCUGAGCAGCCUCCAUGUGCCCCGCUGCUAUGUUUCAAUGUCACUCUCGGAGCCAAGGUACACCGAACUGUGUGUUUUCUGUGAUGCAUCUAACUGGGCAAUAGGGGUGGUUGCAUACUUAAGAGCAGUCAGUAAGGAGGGCCUUUGCAAAGUGGGAUUUGUGAUGGGGAAGGCUAGACUGUCACCGCAGCCGGAGGCUACGACCCCACGACUCGAGCUCUGUGGUGCCGUCCUGGCUGUUGAGCUGGCAGAGUUGAUCUUGAGUGAACUGGACUACAAACCAGACGCUGUGAAAUUCUACUCCGACAGCAAGGUGGUCCUCGGAUACAUCUAUAACGACUCAAGGCGCUUCUUUGUGUACGUGCACAAUCGUGUGCAUCGUAUUCGCCAAACAACCUCUCCUGAGCAGUGGCAUUAUGUGCCAUCGGAACAUAACACCGCUGACUUAGCCACCAGGUCAGUACCUGCAUCACAGCUGAUGGACACAAUGUGGUUCGUAGGACCCGACUUUCUUCACAAGACUCCUAAGCUGGAUACGCACAUUCAGUUCGAUCUGAUAGAGCCUGGGAAAGAUGUGGAGGUCAGACCGCAAGUGACAGCUUUACUUACGCACAUCGAAACCAAGCCACUUACCUCCUCAAGAUUCCAGCGUUUUUCAAAAUGGAGCUCCUUGCUGAGAGCCGUGUCCUUUCUGAUACAUCAGAUGCGUUCUCACAAGUCAAUCUCCACCUCAGACUCAACAGACACACCGCAGCAUGCAUGCAAAGGCUGGCAUCAGUGCAGCGGACCUCGCACUCCUGAGGAGCUUGCAGCAGCCAAGAGACUCAUACUAGAGACUGUCCAGAGAGAUGCAUAUCCAGAUGAAUACGCUGCUCUUAAAGCACACAGAGAAGUCUCUAACUCAAGUCAGAUCUUGACCCUGGACCCCUACAUGUGUGAGGGCCUGCUGCGGGUCGGAGGGCGCCUCAGGCAUGAUUCUCUCGACUCAGAGAUAAAACACCCAAUCAUCCUCCCGAAGCAAAACCAUGUCACCAGGCUGCUUGUGGAACACCAUCAUGCAGAGGUAAAGCACCAGGGGCGACAAUUCACAGAGGGAGCCAUCAGGGCAGCUGGACUAUGGAUUGUCGCUGGCAAGAGGCUGGUCAGCUCUAUUCUCUAUCACUGUGUGACAUGCCGUAAGCUGAGAGGGAAGAUGGAAGUGCAAAAAAUGGCUGACCUCCCUCCGGAGCGACUCGACACCUCUCCACCCUUCAGCUAUGUGGGGCUGGAUGUAUUUGGACCGUGGACAGUGGUGACCCGACGCACUCGUGGAGGUGCGGCAGAAAGCAAAAGAUGGGCCAUUCUGUUCACAUGCAUGUGCACCAGAGGAGUACACAUUGAAAUUAUUGAAUCGAUGGAUACUGCCAGUUGCAUAAAUGCGCUACGGAGAUUCUUUGCCGUCAGGGGCCCAGCAAAGCAGCUCAGGUCAGACAGAGGGACGAAUUUCGUGGCUGCUAGUGCAGAACUAGGGAUGAGGCCCUCACAUGAAAAACAGAACAAGAUCUUGAAUUAUCUCCACAGCAAAGACUGCACGUGGGAGUUCAACCCACCACACGCUUCACACAUGGGAGGUGUGUGGGAACGCAUGAUUGAGGUGGCACGAAGAAUAUUAGAUUCCAUGCUUCUGCAGAACAAACAUACUCGCCUGACUCAUGAGGUCCUGUGCACGCUGAUGGCGGAAGUGUCGGCAAUAAUCAACGCCAGGCCGUUGGUCCCUAUUUCAUCAGACCCCUCUGCUUAAGUCUUGCUGUCUCCUUCCAUGCUACUGACACAAAAGCCAGUGAGAGGCCAGUGGAGGCAAGUGCAGGCGCUGGCGAACGAAUUCUGGAACCGUUGGAGAAGUGAGUACCUGAGCACUCUCCAUCCAAGACGUAAAUGGCACAGGACACGCCGCGACCUUCAACCUGGGGACAUUGUGCUGCUAAAGCAAACUCAAGUGCCAAGGAAUGAGUGGCCGAUGGCUAUGGUCAUAUCCACCUCCGAGAGCAGCGAUGGAAGGGUCCGAAAGGUUGAGGUGAAAACUUCAUCACAAGGCAC